GCUGGGGGAGGGAGAGGGGAGGAGGUCGCGUCGGCGCCCUUGGUCGGCCGACGAUCACAGGACCGGCGGCCAAGUCGUGGGUUUCAGCGGCAGUGAGGGGGUCGUGUGAGCCCCGCCGUGCAGGGGAGGGGACGUGUCAGCGCAGCCACCGGUGACACAGUGCGAGUUUGGUGUCAUCAGACGACUGAGACACACAUUCUCGCCCGGUCACUCAGACUGUAGUCAUGCCGGCAGUAGCGGGCACCGUCCUGGUGACGGGCGGAGCUGGCUUCAUCGGCUCGCAUACGGUGCUCGAGCUACUCAACCUGAACCGGGAGGUGGUCGUCGUGGACAACCUGGUCAACGCGGCUCAGGGCGUGGUCAAGCCGGCUAGUCUGGAGCGAGUGGAGCGUCUGACUGGGAAAGCGGUCACCUUCUACUCCCUGGACGUCCUGGACAAGCCGGCCCUCGCCAAGGUCUUCAAACAGCACGAAAUAUCCACCGUAAUCCAUUUCGCGGCCCUGAAGGCCGUAGGGGAAUCGGUGGAGAAGCCCUUGGCGUAUUACCGCAACAACGUCAAUGGGACCAUCGCCCUGCUGGACGUGAUGGAGGAGUGCGGGUGCAAGUCGCUCAUCUUCUCCUCGUCGGCCACCGUGUACGGGUCACCGCAGUCCCUGCCCGUGGACGAGACCCAUCCGACUGGGGUGGCCAUCACAAACCCGUACGGACGGACCAAGUUCGUCAUCGAAGAGAUCCUCAAAGACCUCUGCGUGGCCGACAAGGAGUUCAGCGCGGUGCUGCUGCGCUACUUCAACCCUGUCGGCGCGCACGCCUCUGGAGACAUCGGGGAGGACCCGAACGGUCCGCCGAACAACCUGAUGCCCUACGUGUCGCAGGUGGCCGUGGGCCGGCGACCCAAGCUGCAGGUGUUCGGCGGCGACUACGAUACCCCGGACGGCACCGGCGUGCGGGACUACCUGCACGUGGUGGAUCUGGCCAAGGGUCACCUGGCAGCGCUGCCCAAGUCGGCAGAGCCCGGAUGCCACAUCUACAACCUGGGCACCGGCUCCGGGUUCUCAGUGCUGCAGGUGAUAGAGGCCUUCAAGAAGGCCUCCGGACGAGACAUCCCCUACGAGGUGGUGGCCCGGCGAGCCGGAGACGUGGCCUCCCUCUACGCAGACAGCUCCAAGGCGGAGCGCGAGCUCGGGUGGCGCGCAGAGCUCACCCUAGACGAUAUGUGCGCCUCCGCCUGGCGGUGGCAGAGCCGGAACAAGUACGGCUUCUCGGCGCCGCCGGCGGAGGGCGACACCAAUGGUCGCGCCUAAUCGCAGCGACAUCUGCUGGCGGCAAAAGAACUAGUGCCUCAGAAGGGUGGGAGUGUAUAUGGGAGGGAUGGGGUCUUGUGCUGCUUCUGUAUGUGUGUGUGUGUGUGUUAUGCGUGCCGUAAAUGUGUAUGUCGAACCGAGCGAAAUGUUACGUCCGGUUUCUGUAAAUAUUUUGCUUUUGUUAAUGUUACUCGUGUUACGCGCUGUAAAUCUUAAUCACAAUGUGUAUAUAUUUUGUGUCAAAUUUGUAAAUAUCGAAACAAUAUUUAGUUCGUUGAGUGAUUCGUGUUGUACUUAAUUACGGGUAAAAUUAAAGAGCACUGGGAUGAUCAAUUAGUCGAGCGACGAAUCGUGAUAGCAUACGAGUAUUUUGUACAAAAAUAUACCUGUGAGGUGC
Messenger RNA from Amphibalanus amphitrite, 1701 nucleotides. RefSeq names its product UDP-glucose 4-epimerase-like. Lineage: Eukaryota; Metazoa; Arthropoda; Thecostraca; Balanomorpha; Balanidae. Bases 225 to 1304 code for a protein of 359 amino acids. Gene Ontology annotation, cellular component: cytosol. Gene Ontology annotation, biological process: beta-D-galactose catabolic process via UDP-galactose, Leloir pathway. The record is from RefSeq and is a predicted model, not a curated record. Gene Ontology annotation, molecular function: UDP-glucose 4-epimerase activity. The transcript is spliced from 8 exons.